Messenger RNA from Trematosphaeria pertusa, 12123 nucleotides. RefSeq lists its product as uncharacterized. NCBI's taxonomy places the organism in Eukaryota, Fungi, Ascomycota, Dothideomycetes, Pleosporales, Trematosphaeriaceae. The transcript is spliced from 4 exons. Bases 150 to 11996 code for a protein of 3948 amino acids. The record is from RefSeq and is a predicted model, not a curated record. Gene Ontology annotation, molecular function: ubiquitin-protein transferase activity. Gene Ontology annotation, biological process: positive regulation of protein catabolic process; protein polyubiquitination; proteasome-mediated ubiquitin-dependent protein catabolic process.
UUGGCUCCACACGACCGGUAAGCUUCUACUGCCGCCGGAGCCAUCCUCGACCAUUCCCGAAAUAGCCGAGCGAUCAGGAGUGGGUAAACAGAUCGAGCGGGAAACACUGCAUGUGAGGGAGGCUCGCCUUCCGAGCGCCCGGAGGAGCCAUGAAGAUCAAGAAGCAGGCUACCUCGAGACAUGAGUCUACUCUGUCUCCGAUGAUAGCAGAUUUCGUGCAAGCAACGGCAUCGAUACCGCUGUACCAGAUACCCGCCCACGUUGCCUCGUUCCCUAAGCUAUGGCCCUUCCCCCGCGGAGACACAUACCACUGGAUACCGGUGCUGAAUCGGUUCGAUCGCAUACUAGAGCGGUUCAAUCAGGAAUAUGGACUGGUAGAUGGCCCUCAAACUCAGCCGUUCGAGCGGCGCUUGCUGCUGAAGGGCGAUGCGGAGGAGGGCAGCACCCCGGAGCCGGCCACCGCCGACAUCCUCGAUGAGCUAAACAUACCGCAAGAGGGCGACAGGGUGCUUAUUGAGCAGAUCCUCAACUUCACACGGCUGCUGCUGGAGAAUUGCGGCAAUCGGAGCCUGUACUCGAGCAGCGCACACCUGGACAAGCUCCUCAACACCACUUCCGUGUCCCUACUAAAGGCCACACUCCGCCUGACACUGCGUCUUGCCCAGCGUUACCACGCGGCGCGUAUGCGACUCGCACCGGCGACCCUACAUCCUACUCUGCUCGCAAGCCACUACAACAUCAAUCUCGACAAGGUCCAGAAGCUAGCCGGUCCCUUUCCCAAGGGCUCCUCGACAGCAGCGCCGCUGUUUGCCACCCCCGCCGGCAAGGGAAAGGACAAGGUGUCGGGGGAGCGUCGCAGCGACACUGAACGGGUCAAUGCGGCGGAUAUGGUCGGUCUGUUUACGCUCCCGGAGUCCUCCCUACAGCAGGAGUUUGGCGGAGUGUCCAUAUCCUACUACGAAUCGUCUGCCGCACCUGAAGACAGCGCGAACAAGCCCACCGCUACAGAAGGCCCCGCCACUCCAACGCCGGUGCGCCGAACCUCGAACGUCCGCACUCACCAGACACCGCGGCAGCCGCACGAGUCCACCUCUGCAGAUUCCCCGAUCACACCUGCCUUCACUCCUGGCGAUGGCGGGGGUGGCCGUCCGUCUGGUCCCAAAACCUUCGAGCUACCGGCGGAGACUGUGUCAAAAGGCGACUUCCAUGGACUAUUGAAGCAAGGACUCGCAGAGCUUCCCGAGAGUGCACAUUACGAGCUGCUUCACAAACUGCGAACUGCACAGACAGUGAGCUUAGGAAGGACCGGCCGCGAGCAUGUUGUCAGCAUCCGCAUGCUCGCCGUCGCCAAUCUGGCAUACGUGCACAGCGAGAAAGAAUUCCACGCGCGCCUGGGCCAGCAAGAUGCCGACGAGCCACGUCGCUUGCAAUGGGCCUAUCAGUUGUCCGAGCUGGUCCAUCCCCCGGGCACUGGCGGCGAGGCGGUGUCUACAGAGCUGCAGACAUUCGCUCUAAACGCCCUCGAGGCCUUAGCCAAGCACAAGGCCAAGUCUGCGGAUAUAUGUACUGCUCUGAGCGUCAACGUUAACCAUGGUGUUCUCUUCUACAUCGUCCGUAAGAUGGUUGCAGAACUGGGCGUCGACGACUCUCAGGACAACCUCGAAGAGGAUGAAUGGCGGGAAGCGCUCUUCUCCCUUCUGAAUACGCUGCCGACGUCUCAGGCACGAACCGGAGAAGGCAUGGUGGCGGCCGGGCUCCUGGAGAUCUUGGUGGACGUCCUCAAGCUUCGAACGAACAAGGCAGAACGCAACCAUCCCAAGAUUCUUAACUUCCUCGACACAUUCGUGUACAAUCUUCGGGAUGCAUUCCAGGCACUUGUUGAUGCCAAAGGUCUUGACAUCAUCGCUGACCUCGUAUUCUACGAGGUUACCACUUCCGAAGAGCUUGCGAAGGAGGGCCAAGGAAUGCCAAAAGAGUACAAGACUCAGCUUACCGACUAUCAGAUUCCUUUCUACCAUCAGCAGACUCUUCGCUGGCUAUUCAAGUUCAUGAACCACAUGAUGUCGCAUACGGGAGGCGGCAACUUUGAUCGCCAGAUGCGCAAUUUGAUCGAUUCGGCAAAUCUCCAACGCGGGCUCAAAACCGUACUCUCGACCGCUAGCGUCUUCGGCUCGACUGUGUGGAGCAUGGCUGUCAACAUCCUGACAACCUUCAUUCACAACGAGCCAACCAGCUAUUCAGUCAUCAACGAUGCAGGGCUUAGCACCGCGCUAUUGGAGUCGGUGUCCGGAGAGAAGCUUUCAGAGUCUCCAACAAUGGCCCCAAGCGAGGAUCUCGACUCUUCGGAUCAGGGCUCCUCGCUGCCACAGCCCUCUCGUGUGUAUCCGCCGCGUGACCCGUCUAGGCCACUCGCUUCUGGUAUUCUACCCGUAGCAGAAGCUAUUUCAACUGUUCCGCCUGCAUUUGGAGCCAUUUGCCUUGCCGAAGCUGGGAUGAAGCUCUUCCAGUCGUCCACCGCACUCAAACGCUUCUUCGAAAUUUUCGAGAGCCCCGUUCAUGUCAAAGCCCUGGACAUGGAUCCUGAAAUUCCAACGAUAAUCGGAAACGCUUUCGACGAGCUCGUUCGCCACCACCCACCAUUGAAGGGUCCGGUGCUGUCAUCUCUGAGCGAAAUGGUUGGACGUGUCGUCCAGCUCUGUUUCGACAAAGCAGCAAAGGAUGGCGCUGGGGCGAAGCUUUGGACGGGGGCCGGGGACGGGAAAAUCUUCGUAGCAGGCGGUCGCCAAGCGCUUGCUGGUCCGGAAGGCUUUGUUCACAAAGAGCUGUGGCACCGUACAGCGACUGACGGUGACGUUGAGAUGCAAGAUACAGAUGGCCACUCUGCUUCUAGCUCAACGGAUGAUGCGGUUACUCUCGAACAAGUCAUUGAGAACGAAGACAGCACCAGUGGUCCUACCACGAGCCAAUACAUCAGCGUCGUCUGCCGCUUCCUUGGGGGCUUCUUUACGAAUCACGCGAUGUGUGGCGCCUACAUCGAAGCGGACGGCGUAGAGUCGAUCCUCGAUUUCGCUACGCUACCAUGUCUCGACGCUAGAUUCAACGAGUCACGCACCACGAGCGAAGAGUUUGCGCGCGUGGUCCAAGUGCUUGUCGAACAGAAACCGCACAUAACGGUUCCCUCCAUGCUGAAGCGCACCCAGCAGGCUUUGGAUCACCUGGAACCCUUAAUGCGACAUACCGGAAAGCAAGCCUUCUUCGCCCCGUUCACCAAUCCGUCGGGAAUUCAAGCCUCAUCGGAGGAAGAGCAAACCUUAGCGCGCGGGACGGAAUAUGUGAAGGCGCUUGUUGCAGUUCACACGCUUGUCAAUGCUUUGACGAUGACAUUCCAAGGCCAGAUGUUCAACACUCGAUCGACCCACAAUGUCUCCAGUCAGGUCAAUCUCGCGGACAUGUACGCACGGCUUGUCGAUAGCUUGGGCCGACUGCAUCGGAGCUGCGUCUGGGAGGAAAUCCUUCUUCAGAAGAACAUGCCACCGGAGUGGGAGAAGGAGACGCGUAUCAAGAGCUCUGGCUUUGGUGCGAUCGAGGCAGAUAAUGUCUUCCACCUUGGAAACAGCGACAGGCCUUCCGAAUCUACCGGUGCAUCAAACAGUGAGGGAACCACGGCUGGUGCUACCGCCCCAUCGGACAACGCUGUUGCUCCUAGUCAGCACAGCGCACGGUUCAAGAACACGCAAAUCCUGCGGUACCUGCUAAGCAAGAUACCUACCGGAAUCGCGCCAUUCUUCCAAUCGCUCGGCAAGCUCCUGCUCUUCCGCCGUAGCCUUGAGCCCUAUCAAAAACAAUGCGCUAUUAUAGUCGCCGAUCAGCUGGCGCAAGCAGCCAUUGAUCAGCUUCAGUUUGAGGGACCAAAGGCGUCAGAGUCCGCAGAGGAUCGAUACGCAUACUGGAUCGUCAUUCUGACAUCGCUGUCGCAGUUGAUGAUUGAUAACAACAUGGACCGGGUUAGCCCUCAGGCAUUGACAUUGAUCCUGGUCUCUUUCAGGAAUCUUGGCGGCUUGACGGUCCUUGCAGAGAUACUCAGCACUUUCUUCGAAUCCGCCAUGAGCAUUGUUCGGACGCAAGGCGAUGACGCCGGGGAAGACUCUCAGCGGCUCCUCAAUCUAUCCCUGGGUGGCGUCAAGAUCAUUCUGGCAUUCUAUGUACAGAUCAUCAACGCCAAGGUUAUCAACGAAGCCAGUCAAACUACUUCGAUGCAAUCUCGCCCCGACCGCGAGCGUGAGCGACCUGAUUUUUUCCUCCCUGCACAAUUCAUUGUCGAGCUGCGUUACGCCGUCACCAAGCCGGUGCAAAAGAUCUGGGACUCCGAUCUUAUUGACAAGGCCACUACUUCGAUCGUUAAGACGUCCAUCAAUAUCCUCAAAACGGUACUGGAUGGAGACGGUGAGCAUGGUGCCUACAAGAGCGUGGACAAAAUUCCGAAGCGUAACAAACCCAUCAUCAAGCCGUGGAAACCGCGCAAUGAGGAUCAUAUGCAACGCCUGAAGGAAGCGGGCCACUCCGAAGGCCUAGCUGAAGAGGCUCUCUUCCGGUGUUGCGAUAACUUCAACACAGCGCGGGAAUACUGCCAGAACCAAACGCGCGACAUCCGUGCUUCGCGAAACCCCAUCCCACAGUACGAGAUCAACGCACGUGGCCCGCCAACCGCAUCACCGAGCAGGGCAGAAGUCAUCGUACCGGAGCCUACUGAUAAUGCGAGCAUUUCCAGCGAUGAUGAGGGCGAAGAUUCAGAGGCUCCUGACUCGCAGUCUGUGGAGAUGGAAGAUGCAGACACAUCGCAGCCGCACGAUCCCGCCCCAACCACCCCUGUCCCCGAAACCCAGUCCGCAACGGAUCCACCUGUCUCAUCCCAGGAUGGUCUGGCAUAUCAAAAGCGAAUGGCUACUGGAAAUGUUGCAGAACCGGUUGCGAUCGAUGAUCUGGACAAAGAACGUGCCACCAUUCGGGAGAAUUUGGUAGAUCGAUCCCUCGACAUCCUCAACUCUCAUGACGAUGUCACGUUCGAGCUAGCCGACCUGAUCUCUGCGGCCGUUGCCAAGGCCCCAGACCCGUCCGCUAUGCGCGGAGAGAUUGGUUCCACCUUGGUACAGUCGCUCAUAUCGCUGCAGACGGGGGAUGAUUUUCGUGCACAGGGCAAGAAAAUCGCUGCAUCUGCGCAUCUCCUUGGUCUCAUCAUUCAGGACAAGGAUUUCUACGAAGCGGUUGUAGACGAAUUGAAGGAGAACUUCCUGAUGCUCCUCGAAUUUAUCAAGGUCUUUCCGGAUCAGCCAGCUGAGGAAUCAUCGGCGUGGGUUGGACAUGUGCUUGUCAUCGCCGAACGAUUGCUGGCGGAAGAUCAGCUUCCGCGCCAGAUUCAAUGGACACCGCCAACAGUUGACGCGCAGGACGAAACGCCUGUUGAGCAAUUACCGGAGCCAAUUGUGAGCCUGGAUGAGAAGAAUCAUCUAUUCGAUGCUCUCUUAGAGAUUCUCCCGCGCAUCGGAAAGGAUGAGUCGUUGGCGCUGUCGGUGACACGUGUCUUGGUCAUGCUCACACGCACUCGCAAGAUUGCUUUGCGCCUCGCAGAGCGUCGCAACAUUCAACGGCUUUUCCUGAUGGUUAAGCAGCUUGCUGGUAUCACGAACGAGAGUCUUCGAAGUGCCUUCAUGAUCGUUCUGCGCCACAUCAUCGAGGAUGACGCAAUGAUCCGGCAAAUCAUGCGGAGCGAGAUUCAGUCUAUGUUCGAGUCACGCGAUCGGAGGCAGACUGAUACGACUGGAUACGCACGGCAGAUGUACUACUUGGCCAUCCGUGCACCAGAGAUAUUCGUGGAAGUUACGAAUGAGAAGCUGCAGCUCGCACGUUUCGACCCGAACCAGAGGCCUCAGACUCUCGUUCUCAAGAAAGACGAGUCUCCUGCCGCAGAGUCAGAUUUGCCUGGCCCCUCAGGUACCUCCGGUAACACCCCGGAGAGCGAUCGACCGAAGGAGACAAGCGAGCCAGUCGAGCAACCUGUGCUAGAGAGAACGAAAACUUCAGACCUGAAGCCACCCGUUGUCGAGAAUCCCGAUGGCGUCAUUCAUUAUCUCUUGUGUGAGUUGUUGGCCUACAAAGAGAUCGACGACAAGCCGGAGCCGCCGAAGACUACGGAGAAGGCCGACCAAACCACACAGGAUCAGCUAUCGGCGCCGGGUUCAGCAUCCGUACCGUCCAGCACAAACGCCGAGCAGCAGAAGACCGAGAAGCUGGAGUUCAAAGCUGACGCCCAUCCGAUUUAUAUUUACCGAUGCUUCAUUCUAAAGUGUCUCGCUGAGCUGCUUCAGAGCUACAACCGCACGAAGAUCGAAUUCAUCAACUUCUCGAGGAAGGCAGAUCCGUAUGCCACGACUCCAUCGAAGCCUAGGUCUGGUGUGCUAAACUAUCUGUUGAACAACCUGGUUCCUGUGGGCAGUCUAAACCAUGAGGGCGAUUUGUCAUUCAAGAAGAAACUGGCCACGUCUAGCUGUGCGAUCGAUGUAAUCGUCUCCCUCUGCGCUAAGACCGGAGAGCAAGGCGCUCCAAAGCAAGGUCUAAAUCCACUCUCGCCGUACGUGGAGACGGAACCGGAUCUUCUGUUCGUGCGGAAAUUCGUUCUCGAACAUGCUCUGAAGGCUUUCAGGGAUGCUAGCGCAUCCGACGAAGCUCUAGAGAUGAAAUAUUCGCGUCUUCUUGGUAUCGCCGACAUCUUCUCCAAGAUGGUGUCUCAGCGCCCUAACGGGGAAAUGCUGAAUCAGAACUCGGAUCUCACUCCAACGCUCAAACAAAUGGCGAAGAUCAUGUACGAGAAGAAUUUCAUCACGAUUUUGACGACGGCCAUAGCAGAUAUCGAUCUCAAUUUCCCGAACACCAAGCGGGUGGUCAAGUACAUCUUGAAACCACUUAAGUGGCUUUGCUAUGUGGCAAUGGACUUGAGCACGCGUUACGAUACUUCAUCAACGCCCGAUUCCACCGAUGAAUAUGAGAUUUCCUCGGCAUCCGAUGAUGACCUCGUGGGAGCUACCCGCGAAGAGACGCCGGAUCUAUUCCGUAACUCAACCUUGGGCAUGUUCGAGCCAAGGAAUGGGUCCGAUUCCGAGCCCUCCGAUGACGAGGAAGACGAGGAAAUGUACGAUGAGGCAUUCGCCGAUGACAUGGAGUAUGAUGAAGAGAUCGGCGACAAUGACGAAGUCAUUUCAGAAGAUGAAGAGAUGGAGAUGGAGCUAGGUGACAUGGGUCCUAUUGAAGGGCUACCCGGCGAUGUCGACGUUGAAAUCGAGCUCGACGAAGACGACGAAGACCUUGGCUCCGAAGAUGACUCCCAGGAAGAUGAUGAGGACGAUGGGGAGGAGGAUGAAGAUGAAGAUGAGGGAGACGAUGAUGAGGGAGAUGACGAGGAUGAGGAUAUGGAGGAACUGGGAGAUCUAGAAGAGAUCACCGGCGACGAUGAAAAUGCCAGCCUCGCCGAUGAUCGUGAGGAUAGCUGGAGCGGCGACGACGGCCACUUCCCCGGCGACGGAGAUCCAAAUAUGCCUCCAGGUGCUCUAGGCUUCGUGCUUGACCCACCACAGUUGCUAGAGCAAAUCCGUGAAGAUCGGUUAGAUGACUUCAUGGACGACGACAUGCAGGAGGACGAAGAUGACGAAGAUGACGAGGAUGACUUCGACGACGAGGACAUUGUCUAUAACCCGGGACUCGAAGACGACGAGGAUGGCAUGCAUGGUAUGGGCUGGGGCUGGGAUGAACCAGGACCGCCCGCGGGUCGUCAUAACCACAGGGGAUUGAGCCCAUGGAUGUUCCCCGGUGGACCCGAUAACCGCAUUCUUGUGCCAGCCUAUAGGUCGCAUCGACCAGGCGCGGGCCCGCGCAUGACAGAUGACGGAAUAAAUCCGCUCCUCCAGCGUUCCGGUCGAUCAUCUGCGCGGAGCGGAGACUCAUCGUAUCCUGCUAAUCAGGGUAUGAGCGACUGGGUGCAUGCAAUUGAAGGACGUGGGCCUCGUCUCUUCCCUGCCGACAGUCCUGUAUCCUUCAUCAGCAACCUCUUGAACGCCAUGAGUCAUGGAGCGCUGCAUACCCACAAUGGUGCGCUGCAUGUGUCGAUCAACAAUUUCCUACCUGUGCCGUUUGAUCCAGGAUUCCGCCGUGAUACGCGCAAUAGGGAGAAUGCAUUGACACGCUCUGUCCGCGAGGAUCCACAGUCUUCCGUCGCUUUCUUGAAAGCGUACACCCAUCAGCGCUGGCAGGAAGAGGCGAGGAUUCUUUACGGUCCUAGCGCCAUUGAGAAGAGCCAGCGCGUUAUCAACUCUAUCCUCAAGCUCAUGGUUCCUCCGGCGAUGGAGGCAGCUAAGAAGCGACAAGCGGAGAAGGAAGCCGAGGCCGCGCGCAAGCUCAAGGAAGAGCAGGAGCGGAAAGAACAAAAGGAACGCGAAGAGCGGGAGGCUAAGGAGCGCGAAGAACGCGAACGACAAGAGCGUGAGGCUGCAGCAGCCGCAGAAGCUGCCGCUCGGGCUGCAGAGGAGAACCAAGAAGGACAGGCUACAGCGGAGCCUAGCAGCGCUUCCGACGCUCAGGCAAUGGAGGGAGUAGAAGCGGCUCAGCCAAUUGCGGAGCCGACCGCAGAAUCCGGACCUUCAGAAUCCAGGCCACGCAUUACCACGAAUCUUCGUGGGCGCGAAUUCGACAUUACCGAUCUAGGCAUCGAUCUAGAGUAUCUGGAGGCCUUGCCUGAAGAGCUCCGUGAGGAGGUCUUGAUGCAGCAGAUUGCAGAACGACGUGCCCAGCGAGCCCAAGAUCGCCCAGAACAAGCCGGCGGACAACUACCAACCGAUAUCAAUGAAGAAUUCCUAGCCGCCUUGCCACCCGAUAUCCGCGAUGAGCUGCUCCAGCAGGAAGCCCAGGAACGUCGACGAAGGGAACGCGAGGAAGCGCGCCGACGUAGCCAGGCUAACGGUCCGCCACAGGCCGAAGACAUCGACCCGGCAAGCUUUCUGGCUUCUCUAGACCCCGCCCUGCGACAGGCUGUUCUCAUGGAUCAAGAUGAAGAGGUGCUGCGUCAACUACCACCUGAGAUAUCUGCGGAAGCCCGGGCAUAUGGAGGCGAUCGUCGCUUGAACCAGUUCAACGAUUACCUUCCCUCAGGUUAUCGCCGUGGUCUUGACCGUCGCGCCCCACAAGACGAGCAAUCGCAGAAGAAGAAGGCCCGUCCGUGCGUGCAGAUGCUAGACAAAGCUGGCGUCGCAACAUUGCUCCGCCUUAUGUUCAUUCCCCAGCAGGGCAGCGCCAAAGCGAGCCUCACCCAGAUUCUGCGAUACGUCUGCGAGAAUCGACAGAACCGCGCCGAAGUCAUCAGCAUUCUUCUGUCCAUCUUGCAAGAUGGCAGUGCCGACGUCAAUGCCGUCGAGCGUAGUUUCGCCCAGCUAUCCCUUCGCGCGAAACAAACACAACAAGUCGCAGAUAAGACGCCCAAGAUAUCGCGGAAGAACGGAGCCUUGUCUAUUAACUCCGACGUUUCUCCGCUCAUGGUUGUUCAACAAUGUCUCAAUACUCUGACGCAACUCACCGAGAAGAACCCUGCCGUUUGGUCGUUCUUCCUAACAGAGCAUGAGACAGGAGUCGGCUUCAAGAGCCGCGGCAACCGCAAGGGUAAAGCCAAGGAGACUAAGGCCACGAAAUACCCGGUCAAUGCAUUAUUGAGCUUGUUGGACCGCAAGUUGAUCAUUGAGAGCUCUUCAAUCAUGGAGCAGCUGACCACCCUUCUACGAGUCAUCACUGUUCCGUUGCAGGCACUAAAGAAGGAUAAGGAGGAGAAGGCCGAGGCUGAACCCAAGAAGGAUGGAGCUGUAGCUGCAUCCUCCGGAGAGCAGGCUACCACCACUGAACAGGGCGCAGCGGUAUCGCAGCAAGGCGAGGAUACGGAGAUGCCCGCUCCACCCGAGCCGAAUCAAGCAGACGCUCCCAAAGAAAGCGAAGGUAGUUCGUCAAAGCCUGACUCUAAAGCGGAGGACGACAAGAAGAAGCAUCGGGCUCUUUCACCCCCGGAAAUCCCAGAGAACAAUCUUCGACUUGUGGCUAAGAUCUUGGCUGCCCGGGAAUGCAAUAGUAAGGUGUUCCAGGAGACCUUGACUGUCAUAAGCAACCUGUCCCCGAUCCCAGGUGCAAAAGAGAUCUUCGGCAAAGAGCUACUCGGUAUCGCGCAGGACUUGGCUCGGUCGACAUUGAAGGACCUCGCGGACCUCGCCGUCCAGGUCUCUAAUGCAUCAUCGCCAACCGAUGUCCAGGGUAUUGCCCUUUCGAAAUUCUCACCCGCCAGCUCCGACCAGGCGAAACUUCUGAGGGCGCUGACCGCGCUCGACUACCUGUUCGAUCCCACGCGUGACAACAAGGAGCAGACUACUGCCUCGAGCGCAGACGCGCUUGAGCCAGCGCAGAAGGACGAUAUACUUAUCACUCUUUACGAGGAUUCUGCGUUUGCACCUCUCUGGGACAAGCUUAGCGAAUGCUUGACCGUCAUCCGCCAGCGCGGCAAUAUGCUCAACAUUGCUACAACCCUUCUCCCACUCAUUGAAACUCUGAUGGUUGUCUGCAAGAACACGACGCUGAAGGACGCGCCGUUGAGCAAGAUGCUUCCGAAAGAAUUUGCGCUUUCCAGUCCUCCACCAGAGUCUAGGAUGGAGAAUUUAUUCUUCCGGUUCACCGAGGACCACCGAAAGAUCCUCAACGACCUUGUCCGCCAGAAUCCCAAGCUCAUGAGCGGCACGUUCUCGCUACUGGUGAAAAACUCGAAGGUUCUGGAAUUCGAUAACAAGCGCAACUACUUUAAUCGCAAAAUCCAUGCCCGUACGCCCGAUCGACAGCCACAUCCCCCGCUCCAGCUGGCGGUUCGCCGAGACCAAGUCUUCUUGGAUUCGUUCAAGUCUCUGUACUUCAAGACUGCGGAUGAGAUGAAGUACGGAAAGCUCAGCAUCAGAUUCCAUGGCGAGGAGGGUGUGGAUGCUGGAGGUGUCACCCGAGAGUGGUUCCAAGUCAUCGCUCGGCAGAUGUUCAACCCAGAUUACGCCCUGUUCAUUCCCGUUGCAUCGGACCGAACGACCUUCCACCCGAACAAGCUAAGCAGUAUCAAUCCGGAACAUCUGAUGUUCUUCAAAUUCAUCGGGCGCAUCAUUGGCAAGGCACUCUACGAAGGUCGCGUGCUUGAUUGCCACUUCAGCCGAGCGGUCUACAAGCGCAUUCUGGGUCGGCCAGUCAACCUCAAAGACAUGGAAACUCUGGAUCUAGAGUACUACAAGUCCCUUCAGUGGAUGCUCGAGAAUGACAUUACGGACAUCAUUACAGAGACCUUCUCCAUCGACGUGGAAGCUUUCGGCGAGACCAACAUUGUGGACCUAAUUGAGAAUGGACGCAACAUCCCCGUCACUGAGGAGAACAAGCAUGAAUACGUCCGUCUCGUCACCGAGCAUCGUAUGAUUGGCUCUGUUCAGGAGCAGCUCGAGCACUUCCUGAGGGGCUUCCAUGAUAUCAUUCCAGCGGACCUCGUCUCUAUUUUCAGCGAACAGGAACUCGAGCUCCUCAUUUCCGGCCUUCCCGACAUCAACGUGGAGGACUGGAAAGCCAACACCGAGUACCACAACUACACGGCCAACUCACCCCAGAUCCACUGGUUUUGGCGCGCUGUCCGGACCUUCGAUAAGGAAGAGCAGGCCAAGUUGCUGCAGUUCGUUACUGGCACGAGCAAAGUUCCACUGAAUGGGUUCAAGGAGUUGGAGGGCAUGAAUGGCUUCUCCAAGUUCAACAUUCAUCGCGACUAUGGCAGCAAGGAUCGUCUGCCAUCGAGCCAUACUUGCUUCAACCAGCUCGAUCUCCCAGAGUACGAUGAUUACGAAUCACUCAAGAAAGCGCUCUAUACCGCCAUGACCGCUGGUGGCGAGUACUUCGGCUUCGCAUAAGCCACCCUCCACUCGGUGGUUCGCCGAUAUCCUUUCAAAUUGUGUACGUUUGCCUUUCUUUCUCUGUUUAUGAUUUCGCAUUGCAGGCGCCCUGGAGGAUUAUGCACGCCGGGUAAGGCAAAGGGGU